AUGUCAUCGCUAAGUGCUGCAGACCUAUUCUCCGUCAAAGGGCGUGUUGCCGUGGUCACCGGCGGAAGCAGUGGGUUAGGGUUGAUGAUAUCAAAGGGCCUCGUUACCAACGGAGCCAAAGUCUACGUGGUUGCACUACCAUGCGAUCCCAUCGCGGAGACAGUGAGCCAACUGAACGAUCUUGGGCGUGAAACCGGCGGAAGCGCAGAAGGACUAGCCUGUGACGUUUCCUCCAAAGAGGCCAUCCAAGAACUGGCUCAAACCAUAUCUCAAAAGGAAGCAAAGCUAGACAUACUCAUCUCAAACGCCGGCAUCCGUCGAGAUCCCCCGGUGCAAUGCAACGUGCUCACAGCAUCCCUGGAGGAGCUCCAAGAGUCAAUGUGGUCAUCCCGGCAGUCAGACUGGACUGCCACAUUCCAGGUGAAUACAACGGCCCAUUACUUCCUCAGUCUUGCUUUUCUGCCCCUCCUAGCUGCAGCGGCGAAUGCAUCCCUGGGAAACAGGUUAAAGGGCCAAGACGAGGGUCGGGGCGCAAUCAUCAUCACCAGUUCGUGUGCGAGUAUGCAUAAUGCCACCAACGUGGAUUUGACAAGCUAUGCCACGAGCAAGGCUGCCACGGACCACCUGGUGAAGUUGUUGGCUGCAAAAUACAAUAGGUUUUAUGUACGGGUGCUGGGAAUCAAUCCGGGAUUCGUACCGAGCAACAUGAACCCUGUCGGCGAGGAGGGAAACAUUUUCAGCUCGCUGUUCGACAAAGUGCCUGCGAAGAGAGCAGCCAAAGCCGAAGAUAUUGCAGGUGCCGUUCUGUAUCUUUCCAGCAAGGCCGGGGUGAGUAUCGAAUUGCUGAAGUUCUUGAUUGAAUUCUCCAAUGCGCCGACUGGACUAGUCGUAUGUCGAUGGGGUGUCUCUCUGUGUUGACGGCGGGAGAAUCCUCCUGGCAAAUGGACAGGAAUGAGGAUAGGCUGGCUUAGUAUAGGGGGCAAAAGAAGAUAUAACUAGAGCAAAAUAAAACUUGCUUAUUGAUCAAAUAACAGUCUUUCCCUGGCUGCUGUCGGAAUUAGUCCCAUGAACAGGUAUCGGGGCACAGACACGACACGCACUCGCAUACAGCGUACGUAGAUUGAAGGAGAGCAUAGCACUGUGAGGAACCCGGAGUGGGUUUGAGGUCUCGUACUCAUUGGAGCUGGACGUCCAAUCGCCAAAAUCCCGCUGCGAAAAAGAGAACGCACAGCCUUGCUGCUAAG
This is a messenger RNA of Monascus purpureus, 1244 nucleotides long. The record is from the annotation of a GenBank genome assembly. NCBI's taxonomy places the organism in Eukaryota, Fungi, Ascomycota, Eurotiomycetes, Eurotiales, Aspergillaceae.